AUGAGCUUUACUCCACCUCCACCACCAGUGUUCACAGGAGAAAAUUAUCACAUUUGGGUGGUAAAAAUGAAGACAUAUCUCCAGGCACAAGAUUUGUGGAAUGUAGUAGAGAAUGAUGCUGAACCACCUCCAUUGAGGGCCAAUCCCACGAUUGCUCAAAUAAGGAUAAUGGCUUGCAAUUCACCUAAGCAAGCAUGGGAGAAGCUGAAGGAGGAGUUCAUGGGUUCAGACAAAACAAAGCAGCAACAGUUGAUCAAUCUCAGGAAAGAUUUUGAAAAUUUGAAGAUGAAAGAGUCAGAGACUAUAAAGCAGUACUCAGAUAGGAUCAUGGCUACUGUCAACAGUAUAAGGCUCCUUGGAGAAGACUUUAGUGAAAGUAGAGUUGUUGAAAAAGUCAUCACUACUUUUCCUGAGAAGUUUGAGUAA
Gossypium arboreum is the source of this 426-nucleotide messenger RNA. RefSeq lists its product as uncharacterized. The record is from RefSeq and is a predicted model, not a curated record. The transcript is spliced from 2 exons. Bases 1 to 426 code for a protein of 141 amino acids. Lineage: Eukaryota; Viridiplantae; Streptophyta; Magnoliopsida; Malvales; Malvaceae.